Messenger RNA from Octopus sinensis (East Asian common octopus), 509 nucleotides. Its product is annotated as calpain-2 catalytic subunit-like. The record is from RefSeq and is a predicted model, not a curated record. NCBI's taxonomy places the organism in Eukaryota, Metazoa, Mollusca, Cephalopoda, Octopoda, Octopodidae. The annotation marks the transcript as partial. The transcript is spliced from 4 exons. Gene Ontology annotation, cellular component: cytoplasm. Gene Ontology annotation, biological process: proteolysis. Gene Ontology annotation, molecular function: calcium-dependent cysteine-type endopeptidase activity.
AACCAACUCAAAUGGCUCCGACACCUCACAAAGAUAAGCCAACAACUUACGAAGGAAUAAAGAAGAAAUGUCUGGCAGAAGGAUCCCUUUUUGAGGACCUGGAUUUUCCUGCAACAUUCAGGUCCCUAUUUUUGAAAACUGUACAAAAGGACCUUGUGUGGAAACGGCCGAAGGAACUAAAGAAGACAGCAGUGUUCAUGCGAGAAGCCACCUACCGUGAUUUUAACCAAGGAGCCCUGGGUGACUGUUGGUUUAUCUCCGCUGUAAACGUCUUAGUUGCCAACAACAGGAAGGUGUUUGAGAAAAUUGUCCCUAGCAACCAGUCGUUCACUGAAGACUAUGCAGGAAUUUUCCGUUUCAAUUUUUGGUGGUAUGGAGAAUGGAAAGAAGUGGUCGUCGAUGACCGGCUUCCAGUUGACAAAAUCACUCAUAAAAUACUUUAUGCUCACAAUAAUUCAGAACCCGACGAAUUUUGGGUGUGUCUCUUGGAGAAGGCCUACGCCAAGUAA